UGGUUCGGAGCUCUGAAUUAUGGGCCCCUGCCGUCUCAGUGGCUGCUCUUCCGAAGACAUUCGCCUCGACACAGUAAAUUUGCCAAGGAGGAGCAGAUUGUGCUGACGGCUGGUUCGCUGUCCACUGACCGCUCCACUCCUCUCUCAAGACUUGACUCAGUCUGCGGCUUUUCACCCAACAGCGCAGCCUGGAUUACAGAAACAAACACACCUUCAUGCGAACGUUUCCUCUCUGCGGGAAAACAGCACGUUUCCUAGUUGACUGGGCGUUGAGGGUUUUUUUCCCCUUCAUUUUUUUUUUUUUUUUUUUUUUUUGGUGAUGCGUCGACAGCGCGCAGGAUUCUCGGAGGACAGAGACAGGUGAGGUGCGGCUGCUGCUGGUUUCUGGACGCAUCCGAAUCCUGGACGCUUCUCCUAACGACAGUCCGGCAGAGAGGCGACUGGAUCUGACUCCCCACCUGUCCAUCUGCUGAGCUCCGCUGCUAUGACGACCAUGGCCCCUCCUCUCGCCAUUCUUCUCCUACUGCUGCCACUGGCUGAUGGCUCAUUCCCAGAGGAACCCAACCCACUCAGCUACGUCCCUGUGGAGGUGGUGAGGCGCUACCCGGCGUUUGUGGGUCGCGCUCAUCGUUCAGCUCAGAGGCAGGAGCUGCACAUCCAGACGGUCCUUCAAGUCAACCGAACGCUCUACAUUGGAGCCAGCCGCCAUCUGCUGUCAUUCUGAUGAAGCAAUUGAUUUCAAAGUCAAAGACGACUUGUACAGGGUGGAACUGGACAACAUGGCUGGUGAUGAGAUGUUCUACAGCAAGAAGCGGACAUGGGAGUCUAAUAAGAACGAUAUCCGAGUGUGUCGUAUGAAGGGCAAGCACGAGGGAGAGUGCCGCAAUUUCAUCAAGGUUCUUCUCAGCCAGCACGGCGGACUGUUUGUGUGUGGAACCAACGCCUUCAACCCACUGUGUGCCAACUACACUCGAGACACUUUGGAGAUGGUGGGAGAGACGGUCAGUGGGAUGGCUCGCUGCCCGUACGACCCCCGGCACGCCAAUGUGGCUUUAUUUGCAGAUGGAAGUCUUUUUACCGGCACUGUGACAGAUUUCCUGGCCAUUGACGCGGUGAUCUAUCGCAGCCUUGGCGACAGCCCCGCCCUGCGGACCAUCAAGCACGACUCAAAGUGGUUCAGAGAGCCCUACUUUGUGAGCGCCAUGGAGUGGGGGCCACACAUCUAUUUCUUCUUCAGAGAGAUGGCCAUGGAAUUUCAUCAUCUGGAGAAGGUGAUGGUGUCCCGUGUGGCUCGGGUGUGUAAAUCAGACUUGGGUGGCUCCCAGCGCGUUCUUGAGAAACAGUGGACCACAUUUCUGAAGGCGCGACUCAACUGCUCGGUCCCCGGAGACUCACAUUUCUAUUUCAACCUUCUCCACGCCACCAGCAACAUCAUACGCAUGCAGGGGCGGGACGUCAUCCUGGGGCUCUUCUCUACACCCCCAAAUAGCAUCCCGGGCUCCGCAGUGUGUGUGUUUGACAUGCAGCAGCUCGCCCGCGUGUUCGAGGGAAGGUUCAAAGAGCAGAAGUCCCCGGAGUCUAUUUGGACUCCAGUUCCAGACGAAGCCGUUCCAAAACCACGACCGGGAGGAUGUGCAGUUCAGGGAUCCAGAUUCAGCUCUUCAAACACGCUGCCAGAUGAGGUGUUGAACUUUGUGAAGACGCACCCGCUCAUGGAUGAGACGGUGCCGCUGCUCGGACAGCGGCCUUGGGUGGUCAAGACGAUGGGCCGCUACCAGUUGACGGCCAUGGUGGUGGACACCGAGGCUGGGCCCCACAAGAACCGCACGGUUCUCUUCCUGGGCUCGACCAGAGGAACCAUUCUGAAGUUCCUGAUGAUCCCCGGUGGAGAUUCCGUCUCCCAAAGCAGUGUGUUCCUGGAAGAGGUGGAGGGAUUCAACCCAGAGAAAUGCGGCGAGGAUUCACCUCAGGCCCGUCAGCUCUUGUCCCUGUCUUUGGACCGAAUCAGCCACACUCUGCUGCUGGCCUUCCCUUCCUGUCUGGUUCGUGUGCCCACAUCACGCUGCCACCUACACUCCCGCUGCAUGAAGAGUUGCCUGGCCUCCCGGGAUCCGUACUGUGGCUGGACCAGAGGCAGCACCUGCUCCUUCUUACGGCCUGGGACAAGGCUCCCAUUCCAGCAGGACGUAGAAUAUGGGAACAACACUUCACAUCUUGGAGACUGUGAUGGAAUCCUGCAGCAGAGUUUGCUCAUAGAGCCGGAGAGUCUGGUCUCUCUGAAUCUCCUGGUGGCAUCGGCCGUCUCUGCCUUCACCAUCGGAGCGGCUCUUUCCGGUCUCGCCGUCUGCUGGAUCAUGGCCAACAAACCCAACAACCGUCGCCAUGGCAGCACUCAGCAGUCCUCCAUCCAGCGGCGAGACCGAGGCCUGCUGAGCAACGGCAGCGGGAUCGGAGGCUCUGUGCUCAGCGUGACCCGCCAGGGUGGCGGUGAGCGCUCGUGCACUCAGAGCGGGGAGACCCUCUUUGUUAUGCCCAAUGGCUGGGUGAAGUCUGGAGAGCUUGACCCUGGUUUCCUGCCAACACCAGAGCACACGCCUCAGCAGAAGCGCAGAGGCCUUCGGCUGUCUGACUCCAACUCCGGAGGGUGGGACACCAGCCAGACCUACUUAGGCGGAGGCUCUGUGGGUCUGGGUUCACCGUGCCGCAUGCCCCCUUCGGUUUAUCUGACCACCAGACUGUUCCAGCAGGGCGGAGGUGGAAGGCACGGCGGCGAGGGGCGGGGCAGCGACACGCCACGCCAGCACUAUGUCUGCCUGAGCAAGCAAGAAAAGGGGAUGAAGGGAACCCCCAAAGCCCCCCUGAGGAAGUCGGCAGGCGAGUACGUCUACCCCAUGACCCCGCAGGACUCACCGGAGCGGAGGCGGGUUGUGUCAGCUCCCAGCGCUCCAGCGGAGUACAGCGAGCCGCUGCCUCUGCGAUGGCCGGCCCAGGAAGGCUACCUCCUCAGCAGCCACGGAAUGGUCCCCGUCCCACUUCCGCCUCCAUCGAUGCCGCCACCUAGUGGCCCGGCUUACAUGUCGCAGCAACACACCCCGGCGCUCAGCAGAGCCCUAAUAAGGGGGGCUCUGGAGAGAGGGGAGCUGGGAGAGCUGGUGGAUCUGAGCCAGCUCAUGAGCAAGAAGAACUGCAGCGACAGGACUCAGACCGGCCAGUGACUGAAGACCUUUCACUCCCCGGACUCUUUUACUCGUUCAAUGCUCUCCCCCCUUGCAUCGACAUUUCGACUUCAUUCAAUCCUCCUGACUCUCCCAGGUGACUCCCACCCUCCCGGUCUGUGACUGGCUGCUGCCCCUGUCACUCAUAUCCUGGCUCUCACUAAUUGGUCCAUUUGAGUGAAGGUUGUUGCUGUGUCUGCAUUGCAGGGAUGUUUUCUGCUUCCACGGAUGGAGGGAAAGGGAGAUGAGAAGAGAGGGUGAAAGAGAAAGACCCCUCAUAAGUGGAUGAUCUGAUGCUGUGGGAACAUGAGACACCUCAAAGACACUAUAAACAACUGAAAGAAAGGGAAAAUGGGAGGGUGUCUCAUGUUGUUUUCCCUGCAGAAUACCAUUCCUCUCCGAUUCUCCUGCCUUACGUCCGCUGCAAACUCACACAUGUCCCCACACAGACGUCUGUAAAGUAUAUAGGACUCAUGACCGGAGUGCCAACCGCCUCCAACUUGUCUCGCAGGAAUACAGGACCAUCACUCACGCGGAGUGGGGGACUUAAAUGUCAGCACUAUUCCUGCCAGCUAUACGCUCUCUCUAAUGACGUUGCGGGCAUCUGGGUAGUCCAUCUCUCCGUUCAUUUGCAUUCACGGCUCCUCCACUUCCAGUCCAUGAACUCUUUAAUGACCAAUAAUUCCCCGAGGAAGGACGGCACACGACCGACGGAAGAAUAGCCAAGCAGCAAGGCCAGGAAGGAGGGAUGAAAAAGAAUGUGUAACGCCAACGUCCUUCACCGUCACCUGAGGGCUUCUGCACACACGCACAUAUUAAGGCGUCGCUGUAAAGUCGAGUUUUAUUGGCCCCCUUUACAUCACAGUGGGUCAAGGUCCCACAGAUGUGAUACAGAAGCAAGUGACAGCUUCAGCGGCCAUGAUUAAAACACACGACCCAUCCCAGAGCCCAACUGGGGUAAUGGAGAUUUUCACAGCUGGCAAAUUGGGCCGUAUAUAUCCAGACGCAUUAAAGUGUCCAGUGCUAUAGAGCUGUUACCACAGAUGAGCCAUGAAGACACACGCAGAGGGGCAACAAGAAAAACUUUUUUUUUCCAGACGCAGGUUGUGUUGACCUUCAGCAGCAAUACAUGUUUUAUCUGUAUAUAGUCGAUUCACGUCAUCGCAGCGGCGACGAAUGUACGUUUCGUAUCGUCCAUGUGCCGCUAUCUCUCAAUGAUCUACUGAUGCCUGAACACUGAAGCAAAAAAAAAUAAGAGCGAAACUUGUCAAAGUGCCAUAAGCUGAUCCAGCCCGCAGUCUGAUGUACUGCUGCUGUGAAGAACUCUCAUGACUUGCAGUAUAUUUGUAUGCCUUCGGCCUCACACACUGAAUGUUUUACCCCUGAUUUGCGAUGGAAAACUCCUUUUCUUCAUCUCGGCAGUGGGUUUAUAAACCACUUUGGUACGAGACAUGCGAGGAAUAACACACUUUUUCAUCCUCUCAUACUCAUUUCCCGAUCAGUUGAAUAUUUUUUAGGCGGUUCAAAGACAGUUCAACUGGAUGGAACACUGUGUCUUUAAGUGUAUCAUGUCCGAAGAUUGUCUCCAGCUGCCACACUGACGUUAUCGCCAUCUUAUGUGACUGAAUGUACCCCUUUGUUUUCAUGACUCGGGAAAAGCACAAGGACUUUUCUUCAGCUGUAUCAUUUGUACAAAGUGUAAAUAGUCAUGCUACGUUGUGUCGGUUUGCUUUCCGAGGCGGGAUCAUUCCAAUGGCAGGACUCUAUUUGAAGUGCGCGGGUUUCUAUUCUGUUCGUUUCUAUCGUGACAAUGCUGUGAAUAAGACGUAUGUACAGUAAUAUUGUGAUCGCAGGCUGAAUGCUGAGGUCGGCGGUUUCCUGUCAUUAGAGUAGAGUCGCAGGCAGCGUUUGACUGACGCCUGCUGAGUCUUUGCCGCCGCUGAGACACCGCUGUCAUUAUAGUCAUCAAUCUUGGGAGAACUGCUAUUAAAUGGCAUUAUAUAAUUGACUGCUAAUGUUGUUUUGCCAGCUACUGAAUGCACUCUUUUGAAAUAAAUGUGUAUAA
Synchiropus splendidus (mandarinfish) is the source of this 5280-nucleotide messenger RNA. RefSeq names its product semaphorin-6B-like. NCBI's taxonomy places the organism in Eukaryota, Metazoa, Chordata, Actinopteri, Syngnathiformes, Callionymidae. Gene Ontology annotation, molecular function: semaphorin receptor binding; chemorepellent activity. Bases 780 to 3215 code for a protein of 811 amino acids. Gene Ontology annotation, biological process: positive regulation of cell migration; negative regulation of axon extension involved in axon guidance; neural crest cell migration. The transcript has 18 exons. The record is from RefSeq and is a predicted model, not a curated record.